Fulvia fulva is the source of this 1617-nucleotide messenger RNA. RefSeq names its product Peptidase S41 family protein ustP. Bases 1 to 1617 code for a protein of 538 amino acids. The record is from RefSeq and is a predicted model, not a curated record. Gene Ontology annotation, molecular function: serine-type peptidase activity. The transcript has 3 exons. Gene Ontology annotation, biological process: proteolysis. NCBI's taxonomy places the organism in Eukaryota, Fungi, Ascomycota, Dothideomycetes, Mycosphaerellales, Mycosphaerellaceae.
AUGUCUCCCCAUCACUUCCACUGCAGUAGAACUAAGUCAAGCACAAUGCCAUCUUCGCUGCUCUGGACGCUGGGUGCGGCCGCUGCAAUUUGUUGUCCUUCCUACUGUCGUGCGCACCGCGAUCGGGCCUGUGCAGAAAUCGCAGGGCAGUAUCGAGCUUGGCACCACCUGCAGGAUGGGAGUUUGGAGAGGCAAAUGCGUUGGCGCAUACCGGGCCAGUUGGCUUUCGAUUGCUUGCGUGCCAUGCCCUUUAACGCCACUCUGGCCACAGCAUUCAUCAACGCUUACCGCCCCUAUCUGCUGUUUCACUCGACACUCGACGUCCUGCCCCAAGCCCCUCCGGAGUACUUGUCUCCGUCGGUAGACUUGCUCGCCGGUCUCGCCAAGAUUCGGAGCCGCGCAGCACGUGGCGACUAUGAGAGCCACUUUGACUUCGACUCGGACUUGAAUCGCUUGCUCUCUCUUGCCCACGACGGUCAUCUGCAGAUCGAGUUGUGCUCACAGCAUCUGUUCCUCUUCACGCGCGACCUGCCUUUGGUGUCCAUUUCCGACGAUGGGCUGAAACUGCCCUCCAUCUACACGUUCGACGAUGCACAGCGACGCGGAGCACAUCAUCUGGAUCAUGUCUCGCCCGUCGUGGAGAUCAAUGGCAUGGAUGCCGCUUACUAUUUAGAGUCACACGUGGCCAUGUGGCUGAACUCUCACGAUCCUGAUGCUCGCUACAAUCAUCUUUUCCCCUCAGCAGCCGCGCAUCUGUCAGGAGCUUAUGCAGGCGGGGCCUGGACACGCUAUAAGGGCAAGUGGCCCGGCACAGCCAGCUCUCGCCUCAAAUUUGCAAACGGAUCCUAUACGACUGUCGAUACUCAUGCCUCGUGGCCUGCUGAGAACGGCCCCAUGCUCUACGAGAAUGGCCCGGAUUUGUUCACGGCAGCCUGUCUGCCGACUUCUGUACCCCCUACUGAUUUAAAAAGAAUUCCCACCGGAACCGGGUACGACACCGCGAGUCCACCCCACUUGUAUCCCGAGCCCGACGUAGAGCAUAGUGAUACCCCAGUCAAGGUGUAUUACUUGGCCAGUGCCCGACUUUCGGACGUUGCUGUGCUUCAAGUGCCUUCCUUCAAGGCGAGACACGGUGGUAGCAAUUACACCACCGCAACAGAGCAUAUUCUGCAACAUGCGGUGACGGAAGGGAAGACGAAGUUGAUUAUCGACCUCUCUGAUAAUGGCGGUGGGGAUGUCGAACUAGGACUAAACCUAUUCCGUCUACUCUUCCCUGGCCGCGAUGUGUACUCCGCAACACGCUUUCGCGCCCACGACUUGGUGGACGUUAUGGGUCAGAUCUUUUCCAAGCACUACUCCGCCCCGGGGCAAGCUCCUGUGGAUCUGACUAUCCUUCCGCACGACGCCGUAAAUCCAGCUCAAGAGCAUGUUUUCCAUUCGUGGGCCACGCUCUAUGGUCCUGACGAGUAUCGAGGCACAAACAUGUCGCGCUUGUAUGCUCUUUUCCACUCGAGCGCCACAUCUACUUGUCAAACACCAGCCAGCAGAGAAGAUUGCUCAAUUGCCAAGAGUCAUCCACCUUUCCGCCCCCAAGACAUAAUCAUGGUUAGUCAAUGA